Messenger RNA from Drosophila erecta, 2265 nucleotides. RefSeq lists its product as uncharacterized. The coding region runs from base 31 to 2232 and encodes 733 amino acids. Gene Ontology annotation, biological process: cilium assembly. NCBI's taxonomy places the organism in Eukaryota, Metazoa, Arthropoda, Insecta, Diptera, Drosophilidae. Gene Ontology annotation, cellular component: ciliary basal body; axoneme. The record is from RefSeq and is a predicted model, not a curated record. The transcript is spliced from 3 exons.
ACUAAAAACAAACACACAUAAACACCAAAAAUGUCCCAAGAUCCUGCCCCCACGGAAGAAGUCUUGCACGCGGUGGAGGCCAUCGAGGCAGGAGAAAAAUCCGAGGUAGACACUGUUCCAGAGGUUGUGCUACCAGAAACAACGGCUGAGCCCGAAGGGAUCUCCAGGCCAGAGGAGCGCAGCCCACCACUUGGCGAUGAGCCGCGGGAGGAGAAGCCACAGAACGAGUCUGGCCCAAUCAUCGCGCUGGAGGCGACGGAGGAGGGGCAGGAAACGGGAGCCACCGAACACGUAGCUAGUGGAACAACUGAGCUUGGUGUGGAAACGCAGCAAACGGAGGGCUCGGAUGACCUAUCGCCAGAAGAAAAGAAACGGAGGCUGAAGAAGGAGCGCAGGGAGCGUUUGAAGAAUUUCGCAACCACUCGCUUUGCUCCUCCGGAAUUUGAGGAGACAGUUAGUUUUAUAGAGGGAUAUGUGGAAGAGGUCAGGGAUAUUGAGGUGGAGGAGGAGCAGGAACCGCUAGCCAACCUUGAUGAACCCACCGAUGGGGCCGAUGGAGCCGAUGGGGACUCGGAGUCCAGUACCAACGACGAGUCAGAAGACGAUCCGUUCCAGGCACCCAAAAUGGUGAGCCUAUUCCCGACCUAUGGCUUCUCAGACGGCCCCGUUGAUAGAAACAUAUUCCAAACGGAUGUGAAGUUGGACGACAUUGAUAUUACGAUGAGUUUGACCGGCAUGAGCAUUGUAUCGACGAGAACGUUGAAGACCGAAAGAGAUCCGGAUUCCGUCCAGUUGAAAACCAACUUUCUGAGGUAUUUCGAUGUGCCCAGUCUGUCGGACAUAUCGGAGGAGCACGACCCAUCUGCACGGUCAACGGGGGCUAAUUCGCGGAUAAGCGUCCAGGAUGAGAGUGGCUUCUUUGUGGAUCCCACGUCGAACAUGGACUCCGGUUCCAGCUCGGCGUCGGAAUCGCUUGGAGACAUGGACAAGGAGCACCAGGCUGAGGAUGCGGCUUCAGAAAGUGAGGUCGGCUCCCUCGAUAUCUCCGACAUCCCCGAGUUCAAUGAACCACCAGUGAUAAGUACUACCACAGAAAAGCAAGUGACUAUGGAGGAAUUCAGCAACUUGUCGAAGGUGGCCUUCACCGUUCCCGAGGUCCAAGAGGACCUGACCAUUUUGCAUGCGCUCGAGAUUAGGGCGGUGGUCAAGGAACUACUGUACGAUCUUUUCGAGGCGACCGCCAAUAUAUCGGACAUCCACAACAAGCAGAACGCAAUCCGGUCCAAGUUGGACAAGAAUAAGCUAUUGGACCGGCUUGAAAACGUCGUCAAUUCAUACUUGUUUGAGAAUUCCACCAACGAAAUGGUGGGCAAUCGACUGAUAGAGUAUUUCAAACGCAAUCGCAAUGUCCGGGUCUUCGUUCCGCUCUCGCAGGAACAUGAAAAGCGAUUCCACGCCCGAUACAUGCAGGCACUGGCCCUGCUGGACAAUCUGAAGUAUCGGCUGGACGUGGCCAAGCACAAGCACGCCAUCCAGAUGAACAGAGUGUUCCUGGAUCUCCACUCCGCCCAGAGUGUCGCCUCGAUCACUGAGCAACGCUUGGAGCACCUGUUCCGGAAGCACCUGGAACGGGCCGACUCCGAUCAUCUGCGACGUCUGGUCGACCGCGAACUGAGACUAAUGACUGCCAAGCGGAACGAGAUCAGCGACACCCGGCUGUUCCUGAUCACCAGAAAGCACACCUUGGGUCACAUAAUUGGUAAAAUCAAAGAGCUGGACACACUAAGUGAGACCUUGAACAUCAAGGACUUUUUGGCCGUGCAAAAUGAUGUGCUUGCCCUGCAAAAGAAGAUCGAGGAGCGCAACAUCGAACUGAAGAAGAUGCGAACCCAGUUCCUCAUGGACGUUCACCUAACCCGACACAAUCGGGAAAAGGCGCUGGCCCUGGGGGAAAAAUUUGAGCUAAAGAAAUUACUGCUGCACAACGCCAUCAAAAAUCAGAGAACCCUGCGCAGACGCCUCUACGAUGUGAAAAUGGAGCGCAAGAAGAUGCGUCAGCAGUCAAAGGACCUGACCUUCCAGGGCGGCAUCCUGUCCAUGCCAGCGCUGAUGUAUGACUUCGAUAACACGGUGGAGCGAGUGAAGGAGAAGCGGGAAACGGUUGCCAAGCUCAAGGAAACCAUGAAGGCACUCCAGCGUCGGAUCAGCCUAGUAGCGGGGAGGAGUAUGUAGGGAUUUAAGAACAGACAAAUUGAUUAAACAGUG